AGACAGACAGACAGACAGACAGACAGACAAACAGAGAGAGAGAGAGAGAUGAGCAUUGAUGUCUAAGGCGAAGCAAAAUACCGUCUCUGUGUGGACUGAAGGAAGUAAAUUAUUGACUUUCUCCUCCAAAGCUCGACUUUCCUGGUGAUGGAGAGCUUUGCCACAAGUUAUACACAAGUCUUUCUCUCGUCAUUUUUUUUUUUUUUUUUUUUUUUUUUUUUUUUGUCAUGACGACACUACAUGAAUAUUGUAAUCACAGUGUUUUAUUUACAAAGAGAUUUUCUAUGUAUAAGAUUCAUAUUAACUUUAAUUUAUCCUUUAUUUGAGUCAGAGGGAAUCAUAUGAAGCCUGGGUUAUUCCUUACCGCCCCAGUAUUAAGUUCAGAUAGGGGGACAGGGAAAGGAUGUUUGGUUAUUCCCGUGUACUUCCUCUUUUCCACCUCAGUUCUAUUAUACCGAGCUGACUGGGUCUCUUGUUAGAAUUGCUUCACUCAGUACUGUGAGCAAUCCAUAUGGGUGCUUUGAUGCGACGCGUGUAUAAGAUUUUAUUCAGUUAUUGACUACAUUUAACCCCAAGUAUCGUAAAUAUUGUUUAAGGGAAGCGAAAAAGAAGUAUCCCGAGACAGCUCGAGUAUUUGUGAGCAGCGUGUGUCCUUGGAGAUAAUGUGGUGCUUCAGGUUUCGGGACAGUCCCUUGGUCGCCACGGCACCAAGACUUCAUGUUUAUGACCUUCCUCUCAUGGCCGUUGCUGGACAGCUGCGUGAGGCUGACCGGUAAGCCAUGACCCUCCCUCUAUUUAAUGUUUAUCUCACAACCAACAAGGUUACAUUAAGUGAAGAAGCUUUUCAUUUGCUAAUGUAUAAAUUCCUGGGCGUAAAUGUUCCUCCCCGGUUCGAAGCGGUUUCAUAUCCAAGCGUUCAUAGAGACGACGAGGUGUCUAUAGGUAAGAUUGUGUUCCAGUCACUGUCUGAGGGAUGAGCUGGCAGGAGUCAGGUCAUUAACGGCGGGUGUCCCUCUAACGACAUCCGCUGUUCAAUUAAUUGUUAACGUACGGACCUUACGUUGCUUGGAGCCACUAGAUAACAUUAUGGAGUCCAGUCUCUCCUUCAAGAAUUAAACGGUUUGUGCAACCUUUUGGGAGGUGUUCAGUGUAGCGGGUGGACUGGUGGUGGCAGAGAGCAAAAAAUAAUGUGUGCCAUGGGAGGCGGAAGUUCGGGCGGGGGGGCGUUGGUGCGUCCCGCCUCCUACCUGGAGGAGAUUUGCGAGAUGGGUCACCUGAACGACACGCUCCUCUGCGGCUACCUUGUGCGGGUGAGAUCUAUGCAGACCUUAACGCCUUCGCAGGUACACAAGGCGCUCGUUCACCUUCGUAGACAAGUUCCGUGCCUACGUUUAUGUUUUGGCGAGAGCGGGGGCUCCAUCUGGUUUCAGGAGUCCACGAACGAGACAAUAGACCUGGAGAUGAUGGGACACAACUUUGUGGAUGAUGUGAUGGCUAGCAUGACAAGAUACCGCUAUAGGUCUCACACGGGCCCGCUGUGGUGUGUCAAGGUGCUGUUGGGCUACAAUCCCGGCCGCCCUUCGGUGGCUAGUGGGGAAAAUGUUUCUCGACCUGACACUGGUCUGGGCACCUCCUCCCCGGAGGGAGAAGAUAAAGAAAUGCUGCUGCCACGCCCCGAUACUGGCUUUGGCGCCCAUCCGUCUGAACCCUACGACUGCAGGCCGCUUAUGCCCGGACAAGUAAUCGGGGUGCCCGUCAAUGAACCUCACCGCUGUGUGAUCCUGCAACCACAAGCGCCUGCCCCAGAAGCGGGUGUGGAUCCACAGCAGCAAUACGACGAUCCGCUCAUGGGUGCUGUUGGAGGGGAUGUACGGGGAGCUGAAGGGGCAGAUUUUGCACCCUUUGACCCGGGUUACAGGACGGUUUCUCCUGCCUACCGCAGACUGUCGCCCGAAGAGGCGUAUGGAAGUGGAGGGAGUGGGGAAGUGCCUCGGGUCUCCCCGUCUGAUGACCCCCAUGCCCCCGGAAUAUUCCAAGGUGAACUCGUGGACCCGUUUCGCAUGGAAAGGCGCGUGGGUGAAGGAGCCUUGGCCAGCGAUCCUCCGUCCAGAUCUUCUUCAAAUCCUUCCUUCUACGGUCGCAGAGGCAGUGGGUCACCAGCAACAGCACCACAGAAUGCGCCAGCAGCAGCAGGAGGGGGGGAGGGACAGGGAGAACUCGGGUACGGGUUAUCAGAAUUCACUUCUGAAGAAGAAGCGGCUGGCGCUGCGGCUGCCACUGCGGCAGCCACAGCUGUUGCUCCCAAAGACGUCGGGUCGUCACGUUCUUCGUUCGUAGGGACCUCCAGCUCUGCGUCCCCAGCAUUUUUAGAUACCGGGUCAUCCUCGCUCUCUUCGUCUCCACGCAGAGGACCUUCACCCCCUAGCCUUCCAGCACAGGGAGCCAUUGGGGGAAAUUUUGAGUGCUCCACUAGUGUUGUGGUCGGCAUCCACCAAGGCAUCGCUGACUGUAUCACGGGCAUGAAAAUCUGCGGACGUUUUGUAAAGUUGAUAAACGAUACAGUUGCAGGGAUAGAGAUAGACGAUACAGUCCCGUUGGAGGAAAAUUCAGUCUCCGAGUUGAGGGAUGCCUUAAAUUCGAGAAUGAUUCUCCUAAGUAACCUGACCAAGCAGGAAGAACUGAGAGCGGAAAUAGAAGCAAGGAAUAACUGGGAAUCUAGUGCCACUGGAAUAUUCAAAGAGUGUCCACCGGGACCAGGCGGAGCAGGCGGUCGGGCUGGGAGGAGACCACGCCAUAGAAACCGCCAUGAAGGUAUUAGUUUCGAUUCGGACUCCACUAGACGCCUCCUAGACCGCUGCCAAGCCGAGGGUGUCCGGUUGAUGGCUGCCAUGUCUGCCAUAUUCAACAUUGCUUUGAUGGACGUUCUUACAGCACGGGACGUCAUUAAAGACACUUACAGAUUCUUCAGUGGCCACAAUGUUAAUCUGCGGCCAUACACGGGUGCCAUUGAUGCCCCACACCUCAUGGGCUGCCUCAUGACCCCUGUGCACCUGAGUAUCCCCACGCCUCGCCACGCAGCCGACAACUUCUGGGAAUUUGCGCGCCGAUUCGAAGCUGAUUUAAAACUUGCUGAGGAGAGAGACCAAGCCAUGAGGGAACUGGCGCUGAUGGAGAUCAACCCCCCACGGGCGAGCGAACACGAUGAUAUGUUCAAGGAGCCGCUGCCGCAGAUGAAGGAUUACUUCACCACUUUCCUGGACGACGUGACGCCCCUGGUGACGGAAGGCGGCCCGCACGUGGUGGUGGAGUACACGGAGGCCGCGAUGUCCCGCCACAAGCUCGGCUACGCCUGUUCCUUCGUGCUGCAUCUUUACCAGAACAGCCUCUGCGUCUCUCUCAAUUAUUCCUCGAGGUACCUCACCCUCGAGCUGGCGAAGGAGUACAUAUCCAACGUCUACCGUCGCGUCCAUGAGAUUAUCUGAAGUAGGGAAACUAAGAUAUUUUUUUAUAGUUUGCUUCAAAUACUAAAUUCUGGUGUUUUCAGUUUUGUUUUAAAGUUUCGACGGGAAAUAAUGAGCCUCUAGUAUUAUCUACGAAGUUACCUGAUAGUUUUGUAAAGUUACCCCAAGCCCUUGGUCAGACUUGUGGUGGGGAUGUUUACUUUGAGAUGCAGUUGUUUUAGGGACAUUUUGUUCCAGUUGAUAUAACCUAAAUUCCUUUUUUUUUAGUUUUGGAUUGUUUUACUAAUAAAGCUCGGAGGAUU
Eriocheir sinensis (Chinese mitten crab) is the source of this 3763-nucleotide messenger RNA. RefSeq lists its product as uncharacterized. The transcript is spliced from 3 exons. The record is from RefSeq and is a predicted model, not a curated record. Lineage: Eukaryota; Metazoa; Arthropoda; Malacostraca; Decapoda; Varunidae. Bases 1188 to 3482 code for a protein of 764 amino acids.